Molecule: messenger RNA, 1210 nt
Organism: Trypanosoma cruzi
Lineage: Eukaryota; Euglenozoa; Kinetoplastea; Trypanosomatida; Trypanosomatidae
Exons: 1
Source: RefSeq, a predicted model, not a curated record
UUUACUCAACCCGAACAAUCUCCCUCACGCUGUGCAGUGUGUCGCAGAGGCUCACACGCUUGGGAUGCCGAUAACCGACGCCAUGUACCGUGCGGUCCUCGCAAACUUGUUUCGGCUGAAACUUGAUCAUGAGGCGGUGCGGUUUGCCGAGCGGGAGUUCGGUAAAUGCAACGAGGACCCAGGGAAUCCUGUGAAUGCAUCGCUAUCACUAAGCCUUGCCAUUAUUGACGGACUUUUGGCACAUAACAGACCUCAGGAGGCACUCCUAUUCUUCUCUACAUUUGAGACAAGGCUGGGCAAUGUUGUGGGGUCCGCAACGCGCGGACUUGGCACCAUUGGGCUUCGUUCGCAAAGGUGGAUUGUUCAGGGGCGAGUGGCCGUCGUCGAUCACAACGUCCUUCUGGACCCGCGUUGCGAGUCUCUUUUUUCCCAUUAUGACUCCAUACUUGUGCCCUUUUCUUCCAUUCGGCUCCUUGUACGUCGGGUGCGGGAGUUAUUCGGCACGCUGAAAGGGCGUUACACGAAGCAGAGGCUAAAGCGACUGCAGGAGCUGACGGCCGAUCAGAGUAUUCCAGUGCGUGUCUUACCAAUGGCGCAUCAACUCAUCGCCCACACUUACAUCGUGGAUGGACCUAUCACAUCCGAGUCUGUCGAGUGUUUACGCGAAACGGCACGAGAGAAGAAAGACGAAGAUGAGCAGCUGCGAGAAGAGCAGAGGCGUCUCACAGAGUCGGUUUUUAUCCGUAAAAGGGAUGCACUUUUCUCCGAUGAUGGUUUUGCUGCUCGAGUUUGUGGAAGCAACCUCAACGAAGGGGCAGAUGUGGCUGUUGUAGUGAAACCGGGCGAGACCCCUGUUGUCAGCGGCAGUGGUCCGGUCGUGCUGAACAGCCCGGACCGCAUGAGUGCCCCAGAGCGUGUGCUUGCUGUGGCUGUGAUGCUCAAAUCUCUAAACCCCGACUCUAAUGUGCACGUUGUCUCACCAAAUCCCGUACAGUUGCAGGUAGUGGAAAAGUGGAACCAAAUGCAUCCCGCCAUACUCCUGACGAUGGUUCGUUACCCUGAAGAAGUCACUUUGAAGGCACCGGCAGAAGAGCAGCAGCAGCAGCAGCCCUCUUUUGACAGGAGUAACGAAGAAGUACCCGUAACAAAAAAGGCAUCUUGCGAUCGGGUGCUUUGGCAUGAAAGAAGGCCUCUCUUUUUUCCGUCAUGA